Messenger RNA from Ipomoea triloba (trilobed morning glory), 1411 nucleotides. Its product is annotated as thermospermine synthase ACAULIS5-like. The coding region runs from base 76 to 1071 and encodes 331 amino acids. The record is from RefSeq and is a predicted model, not a curated record. Gene Ontology annotation, biological process: polyamine biosynthetic process. Gene Ontology annotation, molecular function: thermospermine synthase activity. Lineage: Eukaryota; Viridiplantae; Streptophyta; Magnoliopsida; Solanales; Convolvulaceae. The transcript is spliced from 10 exons.
AACCCAGCACAGCACAACACACUUAGCUUACUGAAUAUUAAGUUUAGUGUGCAAAUUAAAGUGAAGAUUAGAAAAAUGGGUGAAGUUGCAGCAGCUUUCCCCGGGGGAAGUGAAAUGAGGAAUGGGAAUGGGCAAAGAAAGAGCUGUUGGUAUGAAGAGGAGAUUGAUACGGACUUGAGAUGGUGCUUUGCUCUUAACAGCAUACUGCACACAGGAGCUAGUCAGUAUCAGGACAUUCAGCUUCUGGACACAAAGCCCUUUGGAAAGGCACUGGUGAUUGAUGGAAAGCUGCAGAGUGCUGAAAUUGAUGAAUUUAUCUACCAUGAGUGCCUUGUUCAUCCACCAUUGCUUCAUCAUCCCAAUCCGAAAAGUGUGUUCAUCAUGGGAGGUGGUGAAGGUUCUACUGCCAGAGAGUUACUGAGGCACAACACAAUUAACAAGGUUGUCAUGUGUGACAUUGAUCAGGAGGUGGUGGACUUCUGCAAAUCAUAUUUGGUGGUUAACAGGGAAGCGUUUUCUGAUCCAAGACUUCAUCUUGUCAUUAAUGAUGCCAGGGCUGAGCUUGAAAGCAGAGAAGAGGGUUAUGAUGUGAUCAUUGGGGACUUGGCAGACCCCAUUGAAGGUGGGCCUUGCUACCAACUUUACACCCAAUCCUUUUAUCAAACCACUGUCAGACCAAAGCUCAAUCAAGGUGGCAUCUUUGUCACUCAGGCGGGACCAGCUGGGAUUUUUAGCCACACUGAGGUUUUCUCUUGCAUCUACAACACUCUCAAACAAGUUUUCAAAUAUGUUGUGCCUUAUUCUGCUCACAUACCUUCCUAUGCUGACACAUGGGGAUGGGUCAUGGCGUCAGACAGCCCAUUUGAAGCGAGUGUGGAUGAGUUAGACAGGAGAAUGAAGCAGACAGUGAAAGGGGAGAACAGAUAUCUUGAUGGCAACACUUUCUCAUCUGCAUCAACCUUAAGCAAAGCAGUCCGCAUCUCAUUGGAGAAUGAGACUCAUGUUUAUACAGAAGGAAGCGCAAGGUUCAUUUAUGGAUAUGGUACUGCCUGCACACACAACCAAGCUUGACAACACCUACAACUUGCAUUAUAUUAUUGUUAUUAUUAUAGCGCGCAGAUCUCAAGUCAGAGUGACACAAGAGUGCGUGGCAACUUUAAAAUAUAUAUUACUAUUAUGUUUUGUUUCUCUAUGUAUUCUGUUCAUCCAUCUUAAACGUGCCCCUCGCUCCCCCCUCUCUACCUUAGCUUCCUAAAACAAUAUAAUGUAUGUAGGAACUAACUUUAAUUUCAAAAGAAAAAAUAUGAAGCCCAACCAGGCUAUGAAUCUGUACUGUUUUCUCGGAAAAAAUAGCCAUUUUAAUUAAGUGACUAUUGUGUGGUAAUAUAAGUGGGGUCCACUUUCAAUUUGA